Rhinocladiella mackenziei CBS 650.93 is the source of this 1974-nucleotide messenger RNA. RefSeq lists its product as uncharacterized. The transcript has a single exon. Bases 1 to 1974 code for a protein of 657 amino acids. The record is from RefSeq and is a predicted model, not a curated record. Lineage: Eukaryota; Fungi; Ascomycota; Eurotiomycetes; Chaetothyriales; Herpotrichiellaceae. Gene Ontology annotation, molecular function: DNA-binding transcription factor activity, RNA polymerase II-specific; zinc ion binding. Gene Ontology annotation, biological process: regulation of DNA-templated transcription.
AUGUCUGUAAUACGGCCUCGACAAACCUGCACGGAAUGCUCACUCCGCAGACAGAAGUGUGAUCGGAACAUCCCCUGCGCACGUUGCAUUAAACGUGGAGUCGCCGACAAGUGCACUCGGUACUGGCCCGGUGGAUACAACAAAGAGAUUCAUCGCGUCUACCCCAGGAAACAAAAGCAGUCUCCAUCGGCUGACGUGUUCAUAGAAUAUUCAAGCCAGCCAAUCGCUCCGGCCCCGACUCUUUUCGACAGUCCAGAGGCACGCACGAACAAUUUGGGACCGGAUGCUACUUGGGCCGGAUCCCAGGGUCAUACUCUAGGUGCUAAUGAGGUACGACCACGCUAUUCGUUCAGUCUUCAUGAUCCUCCAUGGGUACGGAGAUCUCUUGUUGGGUCGAAUGCGAGCCGUUUAUCAUGGGUUGCACCUACGGGGCUCGGGUUCAAUUCUACCGUUGCGGCAAAUGAAGCAUUCCUGCAAAUGCUCUUGCCAAGUCCUCAGCAGAUAUGGUAUCUGGUAGACUAUCACGAGCUGUGUCUUCUAUGGUACCAUGGCUGCUAUCAUGGACCUACAUUUAGAUGGGAGUUAUCAAGCGUCUUGACCGACCAAGAACAACAAUCCACACUGACCAUUCAUGGCCUCCACCUGCAGUGGCUUGCUCUUCUCUUCUCUAUCAUGGCAGGGAGCUUGACUUGUGCGACAGAUCGCCGACUCGAGUCAUGGGGAUUUUCCAAACAAGAAGCUACGAGAUUAUCUCUGCAAUGGUACAAAGCAACCAUAUCUUGCCUGAAUCAAGCCGAAUUCACCUCAAAUCACAAUAUCUACUCGAUUCAUGCCAUUGCCACUCUGACCAUGUCCGCACACUCUCUGGGCCAUUCUAGUGAACUCUCUGUUCUUCUGGGGGCCGCUUUAAGUAUUGCUCGGAGCUUGGGGCUUGACAGACUCCACCACGAUCCGACGCUGGAAAAGAUCACAAACUCUUCUCCCGAAGAUCAACGACAUAAACUGCUCAAGAGGGAAAUGGGCCGAAGAUUGUGGUCUCAGCUGUGCGUGCAAGAUUGGAUGUCUCUACCCUUUUUCGACAGUCACACCAUCAACCCGCUUCAUUUCACAACGACCAAGCCUUCAAGUCGGGAUCAUUUGACAAUGGAUCCAAUCCCGGCAACACUUCCGACGUACAUCAGCUACGGCAACUAUUUGUUUGAAAUUGCGCAAUUGAUGGCCGGCCACCACGCAGCAAUGCUCAACUCCACGACCCAAUUCACCAAAUAUGAACAUGUCCUCGGCUACGACGCCCGAAUGCGAUCUUUGGCCACCCAAGGGAUGCCCCGAUACUUUCACGUCGUCGAGCCCAUCGAUCCUUCAUGGCCCGAGUGGAUUCCCUGGGCGAGAAGAAGUCUCACGAUAUGCUUCGCGCACAAAAUUAUCAUGAUCCACCGGGCCUUCAUUCGACAGAGCUUCACGAACCCGGCAUACUCAAUCACCCGCAUGACCAGCAUGGCGGCCGCGAAGACGAUCCUCAACGAAGCGAAAGGGGCCCACGAUAUCGACGGACCCAUCAUCUGGGUCGACAAAGCCUUCUGCGUCGUCGCCGGCAUCAUUCUCUGCCUCGACUUGUUCCAUCGUCCGGACUCGGACUCGGAAUUCCCAACCCACAAGACCCUCGUGACGGAAUGCAUUGAACUGCUGAGGAAAUUCGACACUAGUAUCGUCGCCGUGCGAGGAGCCCGUCUCUUAAACGCCCUCAUUAUGGAGAGGGAGCGAGUUGCUUCGAGUCUCAUUUGGCCGCCGCGAAGCAUCAAGACUUCGGGCAUUUUCAAGUCUCUUGCUACAGACGGUAAUGAGUCUCAGUCAACCGACUCAGAACAUGAAUUAGAUUCGAUGUCGCUAGCGGAGCUGUUUCCGCCCCAGGCAGGGUUCUGUAAUCGCUUUCUGUUCGAAGAAUUGUUGAACUUUGAUAAUACGUCGCAUGGGUGA